AUGAGGAAACCUGUCGAGUCAGAGAAUGUCCACCAUCACAGCCCCCCUACCACAGAGACUUCUCAUGUACCACACCAGCACCACUACUCCCAGCACUACACUACACUACAGGCGUCUAAUGACAGGCGGAGUGAGAGAUGGGAGGAUGAGAGUAAAGAGGAGCAGAGGGCAGAGGGGGUAGUCAGGCAAUCAGACAGGCAGACCCCAUUGGGCCAGGCUGGCCUCAAUGACAAGAGGACCCCGGCCGGCCCCGCCGCCUGCGCAGCGCUGACAGAUGCUGCGAUGCUGUUAGACAGAGUGAAUAUGCAGCAGGAGCUCACUGGCUCCAGCCACAUAUACUGUCACUACCACUUAGCCUCAGCCUCCAAACUAGCAAUUAACUCCCAGAGCCCCCAUUCCCAAUGCUGGCCUCUGUGGCCAACGCAGAGCCUGAGCCCCGGGGCACGCCGAGCUCCCAGCUCCCAGCCAAGCUCCCAGCCCAGGACCCAGCCUAGCGUCCAGCCCCCGGCCCAGCUCUCGGCCCAGCUCCCAGCCCAGCGCCCAGCUCCCGGCCCAGCUCCCAGCCCAGCCCAGCACCCAGCCCAGCGUCCAGCUCCCAGCCCAGCUCCCAGCCCAGCCCAGCACCCAGCCCAGUGCCCAACUCCCAGCCCAGCUCCCAGCCCAGCACCCAGCCCAGCGUCCAGCACCCGGCCCAGCUCCCAGCCCAGCACCCAGCCCAGCACCCAGCCCAGUGUCCCAGCCCAGCUCCCAGCCCGGCCCAGCUCCCAGCCCAGCUCCCAGCCCAGCUCCCAGCCCAGCACCCAGCCCAGCGUCCAGCUCCCAGCCCAGCUCCCAGCCCAGCACCCAGCCCAGCGUCCAGCUCCCGGCCCAGCUCCCAGCCCAGCUCCCAUCCUAGCGCCCAGCCCAGCGCCCAGCACCCAGCCCAGCGUCCAGCUCCCAGCCCAGCUCCCAGCCCAGCUCCCAGCCCAGCUCCCAGCCCAGCACCCAGCCCAGCCCAGCACCCAGCUCAGCCCAGCUCCCAGCCCAGCACCCAGCCCAGCUCCCAGCCCAGCUCCCAGCCCAGCGCCCAGCACCCAGCCCAGCGUCUAG
Molecule: messenger RNA, 1089 nt
Organism: Oncorhynchus keta (chum salmon)
Lineage: Eukaryota; Metazoa; Chordata; Actinopteri; Salmoniformes; Salmonidae
Product: transcriptional regulatory protein AlgP-like
Exons: 5
Coding region: 1-1089 (362 amino acids)
Source: RefSeq, a predicted model, not a curated record